Molecule: messenger RNA, 1256 nt
Organism: Megalopta genalis
Lineage: Eukaryota; Metazoa; Arthropoda; Insecta; Hymenoptera; Halictidae
Source: RefSeq, a predicted model, not a curated record
CUGAGAGAGAGAGAGAGAGAGAGACACAGGUUUCGGUGCGGUUUCGCGCGUGUGUGUGUGUACCUCUUAUUGUGCCACCCCGGGAAAUCGUCGAUCUCCGUUUCCGCGGUUCCGCGCGGUCGUCGUUCGCGAAAUUUGCCGCGGAGCCGCGAGAAUCGCGGUCGAUCCGCGAACAAUUUUCCGUGUCUCUGGUGUCAUCGAACCGCGCGACCACGUGCACAGGCGUCACAAUACAAAUAAAUAGUAAGCGCGCUGGCCGGCGGCCAACGCGCGCCAUUGUCGUUGCUGAAAUUGGAAAUAUAUACGGCAAUCGAGCCGGAUAAUCGAGCCGGGAAUUAUCGAAUCAUCUUUCCCCAUACGGCAUUACGGAAUUUGACCGGUGUCGCGUCCCGUGAUAGAUAAUGCACUAUCGCGAAGGACGCACGAUUCCGAAUCCACGAAUCAUUCGAGCCUAAUUCGGCCGGAUAGCUUAUCGGUCGCGCUCUCGCGUUUGGAACAGAGGAUUCGGCGGGAUGAAAACGAGCGAUCGCAUAAAUGAUUCGGUUUCACUUUUUCCGCGGAAAAGAAUGACGCGAUCGUCGGCUCCCUGAACAAGUGGACACUGCGCGAUUUCAACGUCGGCCGUUCGUCGUUUUCGACGAUCGAGUUCGUUCGUCGACCGCGUUACGACACUACCUGUGUGACUGUUUUCGAGUUCUGACCGCUGUCUAUAGGCUGUCUAACGGCGUGACGACAUCUGGGUUGUCUCGAUUUUUUCAGACGAGUCUCGCGCCCACUUUGCGACCGCCGCGGUCGAUGAUCUCUUCGCUUUUGUCUUCGCGCGGUUUCAGCUGCCGCAAUCUGGUCCGAUACCGUUCGAAAGCGCCGUCCUUGCAGCGUACUCUAAGAAAGAGUGUCGCAAUUAAAACGUCGAUGCGAUCGUCGAAACGUUGCGAAUCGCGGAACUCGUCGGGAGAUUGGUGACAGUUUGGAGCUGAAUUUGCAUGCUGUCGUCGAUCGGCGCGGAUCUGUUCGGUCGAUCAUGUGGGCCCCGGUGAUCUCUCUGUUGUGGGCUCUGGCGUAUUUGGUGCAACGUAAAGCUGCUGUAAAAAGUGUAGCGUAUCCGCCGUCGGUGGACGCAACAGAAGCUCACCGAGCUCUGGAGCUCCUGGAAGAUUACCAUGCCAAGCUUACGAGGCCCCAGGAUAAACAAUUGCGAUUGGCCAUCGAGCGUGUCAUCCGGAUCUUCAAAAGCAGGCUCUUCCAGGCGCUAUUAG